Pseudophryne corroboree (corroboree frog) is the source of this 2990-nucleotide messenger RNA. Its product is annotated as oocyte zinc finger protein XlCOF7.1-like. The coding region runs from base 291 to 1655 and encodes 454 amino acids. NCBI's taxonomy places the organism in Eukaryota, Metazoa, Chordata, Amphibia, Anura, Myobatrachidae. The transcript is spliced from 3 exons. The record is from RefSeq and is a predicted model, not a curated record.
GGCCCAGUAACAGAGAUACCCCAGAGAGAUGUCCCCGUCCUCUGUAUUCCCAGGAUUGUACAGAGGAGUAUCACAGGACCCCACAGGAGGAUCAGGUAGAACGUCUUUCUUGUAUAAAGGCAGAAGAUAUAAGGAGAGAAGAAGAGACAUAUGUGACUGAUAUAAAGGCAGAAGAUAUAGAGGAAGAAGAAGAGACAUAUGUGACUGAUAUAAAGGCAAAAGAUAUAGAGGAAGAAGAAGACACGUAUGUGACUGAUAUAAAGGAAGAAGAUAUAGAGGGAGAAGAAGAGAUGUAUGUGACUGAUAUAAAGGCAGGAGAUAUAGAGGGAGAAGAGGAGACAUAUGCGACUGAUAUGAAGGCAGAAGAUAUAGAGGGAGAAGAAGAGACGUAUGUGACUGAUAUGAAGGCAGAAGAUAUAGAGGAAGAAGAAGACACGUAUGUGACUGAUAUAAAGGAAGAAGAUAUAGAGGGAGAAGAAGAGAAGUAUGUGACUGAUAUAAAGGCAAAAGAUACAGAGGAAGAAGAAGAGACGUAUGUGACUGAUAUAAAGGCAGAAGAUACAGAGGGAGAAGAAGAGACGUAUGCGACUGAUAUGAUGACAGAAGAUACAGAGGGAGAAGAAGAAACGUAUGUGAGGGGUGAUCAGCAGUGUAAGGAGGAGGAGAUCCCUACAGAUAUCAGCACAGGAGAUGGACACACAAGCAGGAAUAUCUCAGAAGGACAUCUAAUGUUAUCCCCGGAUUGUGACAUAAAAGAUAAUGACAGUAGACAGGAUUCUCCAGGAGAUAACCCCAUUACCCCAAUUAUACAUCCAGCUCUAUCAGCUGAUCCCUCUGAUCCUGGGAAAUGUUCUCCUGAUCACUCUGAUAUUGGUGCAUCUGUUACAGCUCUGAGAGUAGAUUCAGUGUUUCCUUGUUCUAUAGAUGCACCAUGUUUUACACAGAACACAAACCGUAUUACUCAUCAGCCAGCUAAGGCAGGUGAGAGGCCAUUUCCAUGUUCUGAGUGUGGGAAAUGUUUUACAUAUAAAUCAUAUCUUGUUACACAUCAGAGAAGUCACACAGGUGAGAAGCCGUAUUCCUGUUCUGAGUGUGGGAAAUGUUUUGCACAGAAAUCAGCUCUUGUUACACAUCAGAGAAGUCACACAGGUGAGAAGCCAUUUUCAUGUUCUGAGUGUGGGAAAUGUUUCGCAUAUAAAUCAGAUCUUGUUACACAUCAGAGAAGUCACACAGGUGAGAAGCCGUAUUCCUGUUCUGAGUGUGGGAAAUGUUUUGCACAGACAUCAGCUCUUGUUACACAUCAGAGAAGUCACACAGGUGAGAAGCCAUAUUCCUGUUCUGAGUGUGGGAAAUGUUUUUCAUUGAAAUCACAUCUUGUUAGUCAUCAGAGAAGUCACACAGGGGAGAAGCCAUAUUCCUGUUCUGAGUGUAGGAAAUGUUUUGCACGGAAACCAGCUCUUGUUAUACAUCAGAGAAGUCACACAGGUGAGAAGCCGUAUUCCUGUUCUGAGUGUGGGAAAUGUUAUUCAUCGAAACCAGAUCUUGUUAUACAUCAGAGAAGUCACACAGGUGAGAAGCCAUUUUCCUGUUCUGAGUGUGGGAAAUGUUUUUCAUCGACAUCAGUUCUUGUUAAACAUCAGCGAGUUCACAGAUGAGAAGCCAUUUUCAUGCUGUGAGAGAAAUAAAUCUGCUCUUGUUGAACAUAUUAGACAUUACCCAAGUACGGAACCAUUUACAUCUUCUGGAGUAUAAUUAUCACUGCCGUCCAAUGUUCCUCAAGGGUGAAUCCUAUCUCCUAUGCUUUAUGCAAUAUAAAUGCUACCACUGGGUGAUAUAAUCAGACGUCUUGGCCUGGUCUACCACUGCUAUGCAGAUGACCUGCUUUUUGCUCCAUGUACUGAGAACCUAAUACCAAUCCUAAAUGGUUGUCUAGCUGAGCGCCAGGGGUGGAUGAUACCAGUUGGCUGUGACUCAGUCUUUGUGAAACAUAAUAGAAGCUCCCGAACAAAGGACAAGACUACAGCUUUACCAACCAUCUGGAUUUAUGCUUUGGUGUUCAGAAUUGCAAAAUACUAAACAUGUGCUGAAUCUUUGUGUUGUCCUGGUAUGUGGCUGACACAGACAUCAGGUAUCUGCCACAUACUAAUCCUCAUUCUUCCAUCUGUGGACCAUAGCCAGAAUCAAGCACUUGAUUCCCUCAGAAGUUCAUAGACUACUGCAAUGCCAUCUACCUGGGUCACCCAGCAAAAGAAUUACAGAGCUUGCAGCUAGUACAGAAUGCAGCAGCCAAGCUGUUACCUAACCAGCCCGUUCCUGCCUCCUAACACCCAUUCUCUAUUCCCUUCACCGGCUGCCUCUAAGAUGACAAAUCUAUUUCAUAAUUGGCUAACUGACCUUCCCAGCCCAACAUUACAUGGUCCAAGGAACUAGAAGCAGCUUCUGCCUCCUUACUGCCCUGCUUGCUUGCUUCUACAGAUGGACUGUUACCAGCAGUACCAAGAAUCUCCUGUCAUUCAUUUAUGGGUUGAACGUUUAGCUUUGACCAUGGAACUCACUGCCUUGCACAGUCCAAGAGGCCUCCACUCUAGAGACCUUCACAAGCAGACUGAUGACUGUUACUCACGCUUUUCAUUAAUGUACCUCUAUUUACUUCCUAAAUAAUACAUCCCAAAUGCUUAGGUCUUUUUUCUGCUGUUUAUUUUGUAUCUUGUGCUUUGUGUAAAUGUGAAUGUCUAAUACCAGUUUCCACAAUCUGUAUUGCUGCACGACAAUAUGGCGGCCAUUGGAACGUGUUUUCACUUCUUCUAGUUUGCCUAACUUGUUGCAGACACUCAUCUUGAUCAGGAGUGUCGAGUGUUUUCUUAUACAAGAUCCUGUCCAUAUAUACCCUGUACAUUAUCAUGUGCAUUAGAGUCACCCGGGUUCCAUCUGCGGUGGUUUGUUGUAUGUUACAUCUAUAUGGUGCGGAUACUCCCCUGUAUUUCAUAAUA